Theobroma cacao (cacao) is the source of this 765-nucleotide messenger RNA. RefSeq lists its product as uncharacterized. The record is from RefSeq and is a predicted model, not a curated record. NCBI's taxonomy places the organism in Eukaryota, Viridiplantae, Streptophyta, Magnoliopsida, Malvales, Malvaceae.
AUGUCAAAUCCUAUAAAGCUUGAAUUUGUGGCUCUUGAUAUUACUGGCAAGAACUAUCUAUCUUGGAUUCUAGAUGUGGAAAUCCAUUUAGAUGCUAUGGGUCUUGGAGACACAAUCAAAGAAGAAAAUAAAGCAUCCAAUCAGGAUAAGGCAAAAGCAAUGAUUUUCCUUCGUCACCAUCUUCAUGAAGGAUUAAAAAUGGAGUAUCUCACAAUAAAAGAUCCAGUCAAUCUUUGGAAAAGUCUAAAAGAAAAAUAUGACCACAAGAAAAUAGUAAUUCUGCCAAAAGCGCGUUAUGAUUGGAUGCAUCUACGAUUGCAAGAUUUUAAAACUGUAAGUGAGUAUAACUCAGCAUUGUAUAGAAUUAGUUCUAAACUAAAAUUGUGUGGAGAAAAUGUGACUGAUGCUGAUUUGUUAGAGAAAACAUUCUCUACUUUUCACACCUUAUAUGUGCUCCUACAGCAGCAAUAUCGUGAAAAAGGCUUUAAGAAAUACUCUGAACUGAUUUCAUGUCCCCUCGUGGUUGAGGAAAAUAAUGAGCUAUUGAUGAAAACUCAUGAAUCUCACCCAACUAGUUCUACUCCAUUCCCUGAAGUAAAUGUGACAUCAUUUAGAAAUUUUGGUCGUGGUAGUGAUCGUAAUCAUGGUCGUAAUCGUGGACGUGGAAAAGGUCAUCAUCAUUAUCGCAGUCGUAGUGGUUAUACAAAUUAUUAUUCUGAUAAUAAGAAUACCCAUCAAAAGUGGAUGAAUAGUGAAGAGAUAUAA